Molecule: messenger RNA, 4872 nt
Organism: Mus musculus (house mouse)
Lineage: Eukaryota; Metazoa; Chordata; Mammalia; Rodentia; Muridae
Gene: B3gnt5
Product: UDP-GlcNAc:betaGal beta-1,3-N-acetylglucosaminyltransferase 5
Exons: 6
Coding region: 1152-2282 (376 amino acids)
Biological process (GO): sphingolipid biosynthetic process; glycoprotein biosynthetic process; central nervous system development
Cellular component (GO): Golgi membrane; membrane
Molecular function (GO): lactosylceramide 1,3-N-acetyl-beta-D-glucosaminyltransferase activity; hexosyltransferase activity
Source: RefSeq, marked validated
GACCAAAUAAGCAGCUGGAGGCUCCUGCGGCUGCGCCCCAGCCUGAGUGAGCCAAGACCCUUAAUCAGGCCCGCCCCUCUCAGCCGGCUCUAGCCGGCUCCAGCGGGGUCUCUCUUGGAGCCCUGCCCUAGCUUCCUCGCUUACAACCGAAAUUUAGUUUGCAACUUUUGUUCUUGAGACUUUUCCCCCAGGGCUUCUAGGAGGACAGCGGACCUCUGGGACAUUUAAGGACUUGGGUUCCUCGGCUCCCAGGAGCUCAAGUCCUAAGUGUCCUGACAGAAGACCGGCGGGCUCUUAGGGUUUGCUAGGAAACUACGAGACGAUGGGAGAACCGCUGUCCACUCAAAACCUUCAGCUCGGAAAUGACUAACUGAAACGUGGUUUGGAUGAAUGGGUCUCCAGUCUUAACCAACGCCGCUCCUGGAUGAAAGUUGAGGUAGACCUUGCAGGCAUCCAGGCAAGGAAGGGAACCAGUGAAGAAAUCAGAAUGAAAACCUGAAGUAGAUUGACUUGGAUCAUACUUCAGGGAGGAUAAUCCUUUUUCGUAUUUAAUGCUAUGAAUUUAAAGACUGCCUUUGAUUGGUUACUGUACAAAAACAUCGCACUACUGGGAUAGGCCAUAAAAUUCCAGAAGGUCGAGAUUUCAGGUUGCAACAUUAUACCUACUGAUUCUUUGGUGGACUAUCAACCCCUGAAAGGUCAAUGAAGUCACAUCUAGCAUCCUGUCUGUGGCCUUUUCAGAACUCAAGCUCUUCUUUCUGAUCUACUUUUGACAUCUUUUCCCUUGGACAAGCUGCCAGAAGUCUGAUCCAAAUUACUGCUGAAAAUAACCUCACCAUUGUACACAGGAAUUAUACUUUAUGGCUACAGUGCAUGUUCGUAGAAAGAACUACGUGGAUCAAGCAUGUGAGGCCAUAAGCAGUACUUACUGAGGAACACCAGGGUCGACGGAUUUGGAUGUACCAAUGUCUUCAUUCUAUAGUGUCCCAUCCUUUUACCAUCCCAGAGAAAAUGUUGCUAGAAGAGAAUAUUGUGUGGAAUGAGACCUUUUCCCAUAUUUUAUGAGCAAUAUGCAUUAAGAAAUGCAUCUAUUCUACAGAGCUCUAUAGCCCUGAAGAAGCAAGCAGCCAUAUACCCACAGACCAGAGAACAUGAGACUGUUUGUUAGCAGAAGAGUCAAAAGAUGGAAAAUUUUUCACUUUUUUGUCACUUGUUUUAUAUUAAGCUUCAUGGUUUUUUGGAGCCCAAUCAAUAAUUACAUCAUGAGCCAUAUGAAGUCCUACUCCUACAGAUACCUCGUAAAUAGCUAUGGCUUUGUAAACAAUUCCCUGUCUCUCAAGCACAGCUCUGUGCAGCCUCACUACCCAUACUUGAUCAACCACAGAGAGAAGUGUCAGGCUCAAGAUGUCCUCCUCUUACUGUUUAUAAAGACUGCCCCUGAAAACUAUGGCCGACGUUCUGCAAUCAGAAAAACGUGGGGCAAUGAGAACUAUGUUCAGUCUCAACUCAAUGCCAACAUCAAAAUUCUGUUUGCAUUAGGAACUCCUGGUCCACUGAAGGGAAAAGAACUGCAAAAAAGACUAAUCGGGGAAGAUCAAGUGUACAAGGAUAUAAUUCAGCAAGAUUUCAUUGAUUCUUUCCACAAUCUUACUUCUAAAUUCCUUCUUCAGUUCAGCUGGGCAAAUACCUUUUGUCCACAUGCCAAAUUCCUGAUGACUGCUGAUGAUGAUAUAUUUAUCCACAUGCCAAAUCUCAUUGAAUAUCUUCAAGGGCUAGAGCAGAUUGGAGUUCGAGACUUUUGGAUUGGUCACGUUCAUCGAGGUGGCCCUCCUGUUAGGGAUAAAAGCAGCAAAUACUAUGUUCCCUAUGAAAUGUACAAGUGGCCAGCCUACCCUGACUAUACAGCUGGUGCUGCCUAUGUUGUCUCCAGAGAUGUAGCUGCCAAAAUCUAUGAGGCAUCGCAGACACUGAAUUCCAGUAUGUACAUAGAUGAUGUAUUCAUGGGCCUCUGUGCCAAUAAAGUGGGAAUCUUGCCACAGGACCAUGUAUUUUUCUCUGGGGAAGGGAAAAUUCCUUAUCACCCCUGCAUCUAUGAAAAGAUGAUGACAUCUCACGGACACUUACAAGAUCUGCAGGACCUCUGGAUAGAGGCUACACAUCCUAAAGUAAAGAACAUUUCAAAAGGGUUUUUUGGUCAAAUAUACUGCAGGUUAAUUAAGAUAGUUCUUCUCUGCAGACUGACUUACAGGAAUUCAUACCCUUGUUGGGCUGCAUUUGCUUAGUAGUACAUGAAUGCUGUACUGUGUUAAGUGUCACUGAGCCAAACUUGAAUGGAAAAUAAUAAUCUGUAAAUGUUUCUCUCUACCCUAAGUCAAAUGAAUUGAAAGCAAAGAGAUUCAUUUCAAAACCCAGUCAAACUGGUCAGUGUAACUCCAAAUUAAACUGCAGCUUAAUUUCAUUUCAAGGAAUUCAUAUUCUAAACGACUUAGAUCAUGAGCAAGGGUAAAGUAAGAAUUUCAAGUUCUCAUUUGGUUCUACACAUGUAUUUAAGGUAUGGAGAACACCUGAGAAGCCUUGAUAUCAAAAUAAUAGUUUGGGGAAGAUACCUGAGAAAUAUAUAAUAUAGCAUUUCUAAAAAAUUAAUACCUCUUAGAACAAGCAAUCCCAAUUAUCUUAUUAAAGAGUUCUAGGUAGAGGUGGAGGGAGGCAGGUGAUGCAGAAGGAACGUGAUGAAAGGUUCAUCCGAAUGAGGACAUAUGUGGAAAAUGUAUAUAAUUUCUUAUAGUUAAGUCGUUUAACAUUGGCAUUCCUACAGCCAGUUACCUAGGCAGUUCUGGAAUCAUUUAAGAUAUAUUUGUUUCAUUUUCUCAAAUUUAAUUUUUAGUGUAAAAACUUUAGAAAGUGGUCAGCUCUACCCUAAUAAAAACUAUAUGUACGCUUUCUCUAAAGUUAUAAAACAAGAAUAGUUCCUGGCCCCUGGAGGACCUUCUUUAAAGAUAAAUCACUAUCAACUCCAAUAAGCUUGUUUUAAUUUAAUGAAUUAUUCAAUGGCUUUUAAAACACUAGAUAUUGGCCUCUGUUUAAGGUAGUUGUUUGGAUGCAGCUUACAAUGAGGAGUAUAAUAACAGAAGAGACUUAAAGGAAAGAUAGAACUAGGGGUAUAGCUCAGCAUCCAAAAGGGAAGACAAAGAAGCAAUAAAAGUCUCUUUUCCUUGUAAUUGUAACAUCAGCUUGGAGUCCAGACCAUGGCACUCAAUACUCAAAUGCCGCUUCCAAUAAGGUCUUGUAGGACACAGAUUUUGUUCCAAGUGAAGACUUUUAGCUUGAAAGUUUUUAAUAUAGUACCACGUCUAAAAUAAUCCAUUAUUUGACUCAAUAGCUAUCAGAGGUUAUCUUUUAAAUAUUUCAAACAUGGGAGCAAAAUAAGAGUGCUAGAGAAACUGACCAAAUGAGAUUAGAAAUGUUGGUAAAUCUGCAUGUUCUUUGUAAUCAGAGGCUUGGCAGAUCUAAUAAAUUAAAUUACAUUUAUUUUACAAAAUAGGAUUAAAACAUGUGGCUGGUAUGCAAACAGUGCACCAGCACAGAAAGGACUAAGGGGUAUUCAUCGAUUAAGGACCUGUAAUGCAGGUCAAAACACGAUUUCAGCAAAUGAAGAUGGAUGCUUAACAACCCUCAGACAGAUGCAUAUAAUAGGGAAAGUUUAGCUACUAUUAUUAGGGUGGUUUUGGAAACAAUGCAAAAAAAUCUAAAAAUACACAACUAAAUGAUAUCUGUGUUUUCACAGGUAGAUUUUUUUUAAAAAAAUGUUUACAGAAAUCUUUGUGAAGUUUUUUAUUAUGAGAUAUGAAGCUUGUUUAUCCUACUCGGGUAGUUUCCUACUAAUUUCAAGACUAGUGUUAAACAUUCUAAGGUAGUUAUCUUAGGGUAGAUUCAAGGUUUUAGAUGACUAACAGUUCAGAUUUUCUGAUCAAUUUUUUAAACACUAGAGAAUAAAAGUGUACUAGAGAAUAAAAGCAGCUUCAUAGUUAAUUCUCACCAAUUGGCCCUUUGCUAGCUGCUGGCUUUAGGUACACAUAGGAUAAUAUGUGUCCACGUUUCUACUUGGAACUGGUAAAAGUUGUCACUGGCUGGAAAAUGGUAUCUCUCUCUUGUAUACAAGAUGGUCCAUUGACACUGGUACUUUAUGAAGCAGUUCUUUGUUUGUUUGAUUGAGCUCUCUUGAACCUUGUUCAUCUUUUAGUUUUUGCUUAGAAUAGAAUGGAACUGGUUUGAAGUUAAAGGAAAUAUUCAUUUUGAAACUUGUUCAUUUUGAAAGGAAAUGCAAGUUUCAAAAUGAAAAAUAAAAUGAAAAAGGAAAUAAAUUAUUGUCCCAGAUGGUCACUUGAGUUUUAAAAAAUGGCUGCACACAGUAAAACUGCUAAAAACAAAAACUUACCUCAUUAUUGGUUUGCAUCUUUUUUCAGCUACUAAUUUUAUACCAAAAUGUUAAAUAUUUAUAUUGUUUGAGUUUCAAUCUUGUAUGGAAAAAAAUAAUUAGUAGGUCUAAAAAUGCCAUGCUUUCCAAUAAAGAAGUUAAAAAAAUCAUCAGUAAUGUGAAUUUAAAAUCCUGUGUGGGCAUCAUUCUGUGUAUCGUCACCUGCUGUCUUAUACCAGAAGAACCUGCACUACCCAUCCAUUGUCCUAUGUGUGCUCACCCUGCUGCUGUGCUCACUGGUGGGCUGUCAUGGAGCUACUUAAGGAGCUAUGCUGUGACUGUGGGAAAUGCUGUUUGUCCAGAAUGCCAUGACAAAAAGCUCUUGCAGUUUUAGUGUAUUAAGAUGCCAUCUAAAGAGGUUAGACUCUAUUCAUUAGCUGAAUAAAAGAAGAACUUGG